Oppiella nova is the source of this 282-nucleotide messenger RNA. Lineage: Eukaryota; Metazoa; Arthropoda; Arachnida; Sarcoptiformes; Oppiidae. The record is from the annotation of a GenBank genome assembly.
UAUAAUUGCAAAUCCUAGGAAACUGUGUCAAAAAUGUCGACUCGAAAAGUGUUUAUCCGUGGGAAUGAGAAAGAUAAUGAAUUAUCACUGGUAACCACAAACGCUUAUGACUUGAAUCUGUCGGUCAUACCUGUUAUGAAACCCAUCACUGAUUAUAACAAUCAGUUCAAUGAAUUAGAGGGCAAUCGGUUGACUGAACUGUUGGAUGCCCUCAAGAUUAUGAUGAACCCAAUGGUCAACGUUAAUGAUAAUAUGAUUAUAACAAUCAGUUCAAUGAAUUAG